This is a messenger RNA of Phlebotomus papatasi, 4759 nucleotides long. RefSeq names its product AP-1 complex subunit gamma-1 (gene AP-1gamma). Gene Ontology annotation, cellular component: membrane coat; Golgi apparatus; AP-1 adaptor complex. The record is from RefSeq and is a predicted model, not a curated record. The transcript has 15 exons. Bases 791 to 3460 code for a protein of 889 amino acids. Gene Ontology annotation, molecular function: clathrin-cargo adaptor activity. Lineage: Eukaryota; Metazoa; Arthropoda; Insecta; Diptera; Psychodidae. Gene Ontology annotation, biological process: receptor-mediated endocytosis; Golgi to vacuole transport; intracellular protein transport.
UCUGUGAACCCCCCUGAAGUUGGGAAGAAGAAGAAGAUGGCGAUUGUGGUGUAAAAAUUGUUGGUGGCGAAGAAAAUAUCAAUAAUUUUGUGGAUUUGUGAUAAAAAGUGUGCACAAGAGGUGUUGUAAAUCGGUAGAUAGACGUGUGUGUCAUGUUUUUAGUGAUAAAUCACUGAGGAAGAACCCACCAAUUGGGCUAGAAGCACAUCUCGAAAAGUCUGACCAGCAGAUUUGUGUGUGUGGCAGCGGUGACUCCUGUGUCUUUUUUUUUGUGCUCCCCAAUUUUCCCCAUUUUCACGGACUUUUUGCCAAUUUUCCACCUGGAUACUACUGACCAUACCCUGGUCAGACCCUUUAUUAGCUGCUGAGAGUGCAUUUGACGCCUCCGUAGUAGCUUCCGGAGUGAAAUCAGGCGAGCAGGGGGCUCAGAAGUCCGCGAAGGAAAAAAAGAAAGAUCAAAACUCAGAGACAAAUGACAUGACAUACUUUGACAUCGUGCAUUGAAAGAAAAUCACUUGCUUUUUACAAACACAGAAAAAUUCAUUCUUUUCCACGUUCAGAAUUCUAUGUCCUUGCACUCUUGAUUUCCCUCCGUCCUGUUUUUAUUUUCUGUUAUUUUUUCUUUGUGACUCACCUGAGCCAAAUUGUCCGCGUGUGUUGCACUUUUUUUUCUAUCUGUUUGUCAAUCGCGUGUCUCCUAAGUAGACACAAAGAGAGCCCCUUCUGUUUUUUUUUGGCCGCAAAGAAGACACCUGCCACCAGGAGUAACAAUGAAUUCAGAGCACGGGUAAUGGCCAGAAAUCCCUCACAGACAAGAUUCAAUCCAGCCUUUAACAUGGCCAGCAUCCGGCAGGUCAUCAAUGAAGCCGUCGAAAGGGGUAUAAUGAGAAUGCCAACUCCUACGCGCCUCAGGGAUCUCAUCAGGCAGAUCCGGGCGGCUCGGACGGCGGCUGAGGAGAGGGCGGUUGUGAAUAAGGAGUGCGCAUACAUUCGGAGUACAUUCCGUGAGGAGGAUUCAGUUUGGCGAUGUCGUAACAUUGCCAAACUCCUCUACAUUCACAUGCUGGGCUAUCCGGCUCACUUUGGACAAUUGGAGUGCCUCAAGUUGACUGCAAGUCCACGAUUUACAGACAAGAGGAUCGGAUAUCUCGGUGCUAUGUUGCUACUCGAUGAAAGACAAGAUGUUCAUCUACUUAUUACAAAUUGCCUCAAAAAUGAUUUAAAUAGUCCUACACAAUUUGUGGUUGGACUAGCACUGUGCACUUUGGGUGCAAUUGCCUCACCUGAAAUGGCACGCGAUCUGGCCAGUGAGGUUGAACGUCUUAUGAAAUCACCCAAUGCAUACAUCAGAAAGAAAGCUGCUCUGUGUGCUUUUAGGGUGAUUCGGCGUGUUCCGGAACUUAUGGAAAUCUUUCUGCCCGCCACAAGAUCACUUCUCAGUGAGAAGAAUCACGGAAUAUUGAUAACUGGCGUAACACUCAUAACAGAAAUGUGUGAAAACAGCCCAGACACUCUGAGCCACUUCAAGAAGGAUAGUGGAAAUCGAGAGAUUGUUCCGAAUUUAGUCCGAAUCCUGAAAAAUCUUAUACUCGCCGGAUAUUCACCUGAACACGAUGUGAGCGGAGUCAGUGAUCCCUUCCUUCAGGUGAAAAUUUUGAGACUCUUACGAAUUUUGGGGCACAACGAUCCGGAUGCAUCGGAGGCAAUGAAUGAUAUCUUGGCUCAGGUGGCUACUAAUACAGAAACGAGCAAGAAUGUGGGAAAUACAAUUUUGUAUGAAACUGUCCUAUCAAUUAUGGAUAUACGCUCCGAAGGUGGAUUACGUGUUCUGGCCAUAAAUAUUCUUGGACGCUUUCUCUUGAAUAGUGAUAAAAAUAUUCGCUAUGUUGCUCUCAAUACACUCCUAAGGACUGUUCAUGCGGACACUUCGGCUGUCCAGAGGCACCGUACAACAAUUCUCGAAUGCCUGAAGGAUCCUGAUGUUUCCAUUCGACGUCGUGCCAUGGAACUGUCCUUUGCCCUGAUAAAUGGCCAGAACAUCCGAUCGAUGACCAAGGAGUUGUUGGUGUUCUUGGAGAAGGCUGAUUCGGAAUUUAAGGCACAGUGCAGUAGUGGAAUGGUUUUGUCUGCUGAACGUUUUGCUCCAAGUACACGAUGGCACUUGGACACGCAACUGAACAUCCUCGUGGCGGCUGGAAAUUAUGUGAGGGACGAUGUGGUAUCGUGUACAAUUCAACUGAUAUCCAGUAGUCCGGCUGUGGAGCAGGCAUAUAUCACAGCUAAACUCUGGGAAGCUCUCCAGACGCCCAACAAUUGUGAGGAUAAACAGCCACUUCUGCAAGUGGCUGUUUGGGCAAUUGGAGAGUAUGGGGAUUUGUUUAUGUACAGCGAAAAAACCGACGAUGUAACACGGCCUAUGGAAAAGGAUAUUGUGGAGAUGUAUCAGAAACUUCUGUGGGCUCCACAGGGAUCCAUAUCCAGUAAACAGUAUACACUGAUAUCGCUGGCAAAGCUCAGUACACGUUUACAGGCGGCACAAGAUGAAAUCAAGCAGAUAAUUGAUGCUUUCGGGUCACACUUGAAUGUUGAUCUGCAACAGAGAGGUGUGGAAUUUUCGCAAUUGUUCAAGACUCACAGUCACUUGCGUCCGGCUCUGCUGGAGAAGAUGCCACCCAUGCAAAUUAAUCGGAUGUCAGCGCAAAAUGGUGCUGGUGGCAGUGCCACGUCGCCAGAUGAAAAUGGAAGUAGCGGGGAUCUGAUUGAAAAUGGCCUUGAGGAUGAAAGUGCGACGAUAACAGAGGGAUCAAAUGCUUUACUUGAACUUCUUGGUGGGACUUCGAGUCAGGAAUUGAGCAUUCCUAAUCCAGCUAAACAAGUUUCGACUGGAGGAAGUGUGUCGAAUAAUAGGGAUUUAAUGGAUCUCUUGGGUGAUCUUGAUCUAUCAGCUACAAACAGCAAUACAGCUGUUGAGAGUAGUACGAAUGGCAAUGUGAUGCCAAUUUCGUCAAUUGUAUCACCCGUUGGGGGAUUGAAUUUAGAUAUAAAUAUGAGCAAUUCGUCACUUAUAACUGGGUUUAUGGAUGAUCUUUCGACGCCCAUUGAGAGUCAGAGUACAACUCCCAAGUUAACUGCGUUGGAGAAGAAUGGUUUGUCUGUGGUAUUGCAACCGAGAAAAGCAUCUGGAUGCCUCCAUGUGAUUAUGACCGCCACAAAUUCAUCGCUCAACACAUUGGAACAAUUUCUGUUCCAGGCGGCCGUUCCCAAGAGCUUCACUCUGCAAAUGCUCUCACCGUCCGGAUCGACUCUACUCCCAGGAGGUGUCGUCACGCAAGAGAUGAGAGUCACACAAUCAGCAAAGGCCUUUUUGAGGAUGCGAUUAAGAAUAUCAUACACAACUGAUGGGAAUCCAGUGCUGGAACAGACGGAAGUUAGUGGUUUUCCGGACGAUGCAUUCGAUUGAGAUGAUGGAUAAAUCAUAAAGAUUUUCUACUGUGUGGUAAUUAAAUCAACAUCCAUUCAUUUAUUUUCACGUAAAAAAAAGAAACACAUUAUUAGUAUCGUCUCACAUUAAGGAGAAAAUAAUAGAGAGUGAAAUAAUUAAAAGACGAUUAAUGCCUCAUUUACGAUAACUUGAUAGUAUAUCAAAGAAAAAAAUAAUUAUAAAGAGAAAUAAUAACUAUAAUUAUAUUGAAGAGUUCACUUAAAUUGAGAAAAAAAAGUAAAAAAAAAAGAUCGAUGUAAUAAAUUAAAUGAUAAAUAUUUGUUAUAAGAUAGAAGUGGAUGAGAGAUAUCGUUAGAAGAUGAAUCAAAUAGGAUUUUUUUUUAGUAAUUAUUUAGUGUUAAUUGCGGAUCAUGAGGUAAUGAAGAUUAUUGUUUAGGAUUUUAUUUCUGUCCAGAAUCUUUGGUUUUUUUAUUCGUUGAGUUUUAGACAUGAAUAAAAUUAUGAGUUUUUUUGGAUUAAGGUUAUCCGUCAAUAAAAAAAAACUCCGAAAGUAAAAUUAAUCAAGAAUGCAGAAAUUUUUCCAACAAACUAUCUUCUAAUUGCUAAGAAUUUUUGGUAAAGAGAACGCGAAGAAGAACCUCAUGGAAGAUGGUUGUAAAUAACGUACUGAAGUCAAUAAUAUAUUUUUCAAUACAAUAACUAGCAAGAGUUUGUAAUAAGUGAAGAUAAGCGAUAGAAAAAUGGCUCAAUGAAUGGGAUGAGAUUUGUUGAAGAUAAAGAAAAAGACAUGAAAUCUUGUAAAAUUUCGAUGUUGCUUUGUAUGAGCUUAAAUUUCCAGAGUAUUUUUUGAUGAAAACAAAAAAAAAACAUAGAAAAAGUUUAAGGGAAAACAUUUAACACGAAAGUAGGCAAAAAUUUUAUUUAGUAUCAUUUUUAAUUCACAUAAAUAUUUAUUGAUUUAUUUAUGGAAGGGCUGGGCUCUCCCCUAUUUCCUCUUUUCACAAGGAAAGCAGUGUAAUUUAUUGAAAGGAGAGGCAAGAGAGGAUGUUGAAGGAAAUUGUGUGUAAAAUUUAACGUUGUACUUAAUCAGUGUCUUUUAUUUUUUUUUUAGGAUAUUAGAUUUUUUUUGAGUUUAUAUUUUGCGUUUUUUUGAAAACUCUUUCCUUUUUUCAUCUUCUAUUUGAGAAAAAAUAAUUUAAAAUAUUGAAAAGAAAAUUACUAACAAUGUUAUUGACAUCUUUUUAUACAAAAGUAUUUAUCUUGUACAUAGAGAUCAUAUAGAAUAAACUAUUAACAUUUAUGCGAUAUAGAAAUAAA